Messenger RNA from Fragaria vesca subsp. vesca, 1338 nucleotides. RefSeq lists its product as uncharacterized. The record is from RefSeq and is a predicted model, not a curated record. The transcript has a single exon. Gene Ontology annotation, molecular function: protein binding. NCBI's taxonomy places the organism in Eukaryota, Viridiplantae, Streptophyta, Magnoliopsida, Rosales, Rosaceae. Bases 1 to 1338 code for a protein of 445 amino acids.
AUGCAUACCAAAUUCAAGAGGGUGGCAUCUACAACAGACCCUAGGCAUCAACAAGGCCUCCUACCUUCAGCACAUCGUCAAUGGGAGUCUCUUGAUCUGGUUGUGGUGUUUGUGGUACUUGACAAGUUGUUGGAACCCAUCGACCUCGUUAGAUUCGGCGCGGUUUGCAAACAAUGGUCUCGGUUUGCACAAGACUACAAGCAAUGGUACAAGCGAGCGGCGCUACCCAUGCUCCUAAUUCCUAUCGACUACAAUGAAUCAAGUCAGGAAUGGCGUUACGGAAAGAAGAACAGGCAACCAAAGCACCAAGGAUUGCUGUACAGCGUUUCGGAACGAAGAGUCUACAGCAAUGUGCAGAGUAUUGUGCUGCCAUCAGUUAGCAAACCAAGAAGCAAUACACAGUGUAGAAGAUACUAUCGUGGAUGUGGGCAUGGUUGGGUGGCCAUGAUAGACAAGGAUGUGGAUGGAACUCAUGGAAGCGGCGUGAUUAUAACUCUGGUCAACCCUUUCACAACAGCAAUGUUGCAGUUGGUUAGUACUUCAAUUUUCUAUGGCAUCCCGAAAGUUAUAUCGUUGGGAGAUCCGACUUCGAAUUCAGGUGUGCAAUUAAUUUUCUGUGAUGAGAUGUCCUGGAUUCAAGUCAGAGGAAGACAACGACAAGCAUGGAAAACUUGCCAUCCACAUUACCUCUUAGAUGAUCCAAAUGACCUCUUACAUCAUGUGUGCAAAUUUACUGAUGCUAUAUUUUACAGAGGCCAAAUCUACAUGGCUGAUUGUAGUAAUUGCGGAAUUGAGGUGAUUGAUUAUGAAGAUCUAGACCAAAACAAAAUAGUAUACGCAUCACCUCCUUCAGCUGUUGUGGAUUCCCUAAAUUUUCCACAACGAGCUGAACGAGCUUAUCUUGUGGAAUCAAUCAAGGGAGACUUGUUCUAUAUUCGAAGGUUUACAAAGUUAAACAGUAUUCAAAUGGUGACUGAGAGUUUUAGGGUUUAUAAGGUAGUGCUCCAUGGAUCCAUUGUGGAGUAUGUUGAGGUGAAAAGCAUUGGAGAUGAGGCUUUCUUUGUUGGUGAUAGUCCUUCGGUAUCUGUUUUGGCUUCAAGCUCUUCAGGGUGUCAACCAAAUUCGAUUUACUUUACGGACGAUUCGAUAAAUUAUUCUCUAUAUUCGGCUAAUUACUUUGAUGAGAAUCUACAAGUCGAAAACCAGAAUAGUGAAGUACAAGUUGAUAUGGGUGUCUUCCAUUUAGAGGAUGAAACUAUUAGCCAACAUUACCCAAAAUAUAGUUUUGAUGGAAGGCUGCUACCACCGCCGUUUUGGAUUAUGCCGCCGGCCGUUUAA